AUGCCGAUAAGAAGAGGUCACGUUGCGCCACAGAACACCUUCCUCGGAUUGAUCAUUCGGAAAUUCGAGGGUCAGAACCGUAAAUUUAUUAUAGCCAAUGCAAGGGUGGAGAACUGUGCGAUCAUAUACUGCAACGAUGGCUUCUGUGAGAUGACGGGCUUCUCAAGACCAGACAUAAUGCAGAAGCCAUGCACCUGUGACUUCCUCCAUGGGGACCUCACUGACAAAGAGGCCAUUGACCAGGUGGCACAGGCUGUGCUUGGUUCUGAGGAGCGCAAGGUGGAGAUCACCUACCACCGUAAGGAUGGUGACUGCAGCUUCUCAUCAUCCACCUCGUGA
Menidia menidia (Atlantic silverside) is the source of this 339-nucleotide messenger RNA. The record is from the annotation of a GenBank genome assembly. NCBI's taxonomy places the organism in Eukaryota, Metazoa, Chordata, Actinopteri, Atheriniformes, Atherinopsidae.